This is a messenger RNA of Linum tenue, 3301 nucleotides long. Lineage: Eukaryota; Viridiplantae; Streptophyta; Magnoliopsida; Malpighiales; Linaceae. The record is from the annotation of a GenBank genome assembly.
AUAGACCAUAUAAUCUUCCUUGAGAGGGAGCGGCAAAAUCUCCUUUUCAUUUUCCAGCUGCUGUAGCUUAUCCGCUCGCAGCCAUCGUCUCCCUCUCCGACUCCCUAACCUAAAACACCAUCCCAUUCGCCUCUUGCCCUUUCCACGAUUAGGCGAAGCAUUUGAAGUUGUUGGGGGAGAAAUGGCUGCUUCUUCCGGUAUUGGCGUUACUUCUUCUAUGUUCCAUUCACCAUCUAUCGAGCUCGCUACCAGAAGGGCAACAGCUCCCACUAUCACAUCCUCUUGCCUCUUCCCCCUUACAAUUCCGGAUAAGCCUUGCUUCCUCAGUUCUUCUAUAUCCAGCGGCCGUGGAAGUGGAGUUGGGAGACUUACACUUCUUAUGGUGGAGGGAGGUUCCCGCAGGCAGACUACGGUUCCUUCCGCCAUUGCUUCUCCCAAUAAUUCCCUUCUCAGUGAGCAGGCCUUCAAGGGCCUUGGUGGCAUCUCCGAUUUCGAUGGCGUCGAUAGUGAUGAAGACGACUUGGCGGAUGACACAGUCCUUGCAGCUGAUGAUACUGACGAGCUUGCGCUUACCAAGCUGGGUUUGCCUGCGCGUCUGGUUGACGCUCUGGAGAAGCGUGGAAUUACUCACCUUUUCCCUGUUCAGAGAGCUGUUCUGGUUCCGGCUCUAGAAGGUCGAGAUAUCAUUGCUCGUGCUAAGACUGGGACUGGGAAGACUUUGGCAUUCGGCAUUCCAAUAAUUAAGCUCCUCACUGAAGACACUGAACUAAGAGGCCAACAACGGCGAACUGGCCGGCUUCCACGAGUUUUGGUCUUAGCACCUACACGAGAGUUAGCAAAGCAAGUAGAGAAAGAAAUUAAAGAGUCUGCACCUUACCUUAGCACUGUGUGUGUUUAUGGAGGCGUUUCAUAUGUGACGCAACAAAGUGCUCUUACCCGUGGAGUAGAUGUUGUGGUUGGGACUCCAGGUCGAAUCAUUGAUCUCAUUAAAGGAAACAGCCUGAAACUGGGGGAGGUUCAGUACUUGGUUCUUGAUGAAGCUGAUCAAAUGCUUUCAUUUGGAUUUGAGGAGGAUGUGGAGUUGAUCUUGGAAAACCUUCCAACAAAACGGCAGAGCAUGCUUUUCUCCGCAACAAUGCCAAUUUGGGUCAAGAAAUUGGCCAGGAAAUAUCUGGACGAUCCAUUGCAAAUUGAUCUGGUUUAUGCAAAAGGAGGGAAAACUAUAGUCUUCACUCAAACUAAGAGAGACGCCGAUGAAGUCUCCAUUUCAUUGUCGAAUAGCAUAGCUUCGGAGGCUCUGCACGGAGAUAUAUCCCAGCAUCAAAGGGAGAGAACAUUGAAUGGUUUCCGUCAAGGCAAAUUCACCGUGCUUGUAGCAACAGAUGUUGCUUCUCGUGGGCUUGACAUUCCGAACGUCGAUCUGGUUAUUCACUAUGAGCUUCCAAAUGAUUCGGAGACUUUUGUGCAUCGUUCUGGUCGUACUGGGCGUGCAGGGAAGCUGGGAACUACCAUUUUGUUGUUCUCCAACAGUCAAAGGAGAUCCGUUAGAUCUAUCGAGCGUGAUGUUGGAUGCAGGUUUGAGUUUGUUGGCUCACCAGGCAUUCAAGAGGUUCUAGAAUCAUCAGCAGAGCAUGUGGUUGCUACUCUACGUGGAGUUCAUCCUGAAUCUGCAGAAUGUUUUAUGCAAACUGCCGAAAAAUUGUUAGAAGAACAAGGAACAAAGGCCCUUGCUUCGGCUCUGGCACAUUUGAGUGGUUUCACGCAGCCUCCGUCGUCUAGAUCUCUUAUUAGCCACGAGAAGGGCUCUGUGACAUUGCAAUUGACUAGGGAUCCGAAUUAUGCUAGAGGGUUCCUUUCACCUAGGUCGGUGACUGGUUUCCUCUCAGAUGUAUAUCCUACAGCAGCAGAUGAAGUUGGGAAAAUAUAUGUAAUUGCUGAUGAAAAGGUUCAAGGAGCAGUGUUUGACCUGCCUGAGGAGAUAGCAAAAGAGUUGCUGAAAAUGCAAUUGCCUCCUGGAAACGUUAUUUCCAAGAUCACCAAGUUGCCUGCAUUGCAAGAUGAUGGACCAGUUGGAGAUAAUUAUGGUCGGUUUUCUAGCAGGGAUCGCUUCACUAGGGGGGGUUCGAGAGGCCAGAGGAGCUUUAGACCCCCGCAGCGUGGUGGUGGUCGAGAUUUCGAUGAUGAUGAUUUUGGUAGGCGUGGCGGUCGAAGCCAAUCGAGGAGCAGUGGCAGCAGUUGGGGGAUGGGUGGAAGGAGGUCGAGCUCGGAAUCAUCAAAUAGAGACAGGUACGUCUACACAUGAGAGCAGAGAUUAUUACCUUCUACGUUUUUGUCAGUAGAGUAUGCAUUGUUGAUACCACCAAUUGCUUUAGCCUUUGCGAUAUAUGCUUUUCUCAUUUACUUGUUAAUCGAGGAGCAGUGGCAGCAGUUGGGGGAUGGGUGGAAGGAGGUCGAGCUCGGAAUCAUCAAAUAGAGACAGGUACGUCUACACAUGAUAGGAUAGACUAUUACCUUCUACAUUUUCGGCAGAAGAGUAUGCAUAGUUGAUAUCACCAAUUGCAUUAGCCUUUGCGAUAUAUGCUUUUCUCCUGUACUUGUUAAUUGUGAAUCACUAGGGAGGAACUGAAUGGUUGUUCUUUUCCCAUGGCUGUGAGGGUACUUUGUUGGUGAAGUGUAGGAGUUGAGAUAGUUUAGUAACAUUGUGUUUUCGACAAAUAUUAAUAGACUUCUUCAUUGAGGUUUGUGGGUAAUCUUGCCGGUUUUGUUUCGUGCAUAAUUUGAUCAAUUAUGUCUGUUCACAAUACUGUAAAAUGUCUUGUAUUCCAGAUCAUUCGGAGGUUCAUGUUUCAGCUGUGGGCAAUCUGGACAUAGAGCUUCGGAGUGUCCCAGCAGGGGAGGUUAUUAGAAGUAUAUACGACCAGGUCUUCGGCCAUGCGAACAACAACAAAGUGGCAGCUGCUGGGAAUCUUGGUUGUCUCGGCCGUAUAUGGAAUAUUUAUGCCAAGAUGGGUUCGCUACAGGAAAGAAUACUGGAUACCUGCGAUCGAAUAGGCUUGUAGCUUGUGUUUUCUAGAAUCUAGAUAGAUUGGUUGGCUCUAAAAGAUGGGGGGAAAUGAGAGAGUUCAAUAGAAUGUAUUCCCAUUUUCGUUUCUGCGUAUCCGGUAUUUAUUGACUAGCAGUAUGAAACAGGCAAUGUGCAGCGAUCAGCCCCCAAAAUUGCAUGUUAUUGCUGCAUUAUUUUCUCUGGUCCAUAAUUUGCCCUGGAUAUCAGUGCUAUCAUUUUCCACCGAGCAUUCUGUUG